CGUCGUUCUUGCCUCCUCUGCCCCGCCCGACCUCCCCCGACCGCUGCUUUCUCGUCCUCCUUGCUGAUAUUUCCACUUCGGCUAUCCUCUGUACCACGUUCGAACGGUCAUCCUCUCGACAUCCUUCGGCGUCCCAUCACAAUCGUCUAGCUUUGGACGCUCUUUCAGAACGAAUAUCAAGGAUCUAACUCAUACCUACUCACAGCCACCAUGGCGGAUUCUCCCGCCGCUCAGAGCGACUCUCCGGCCGAUUCCGGGGACGACAGUCAGCUCACCAUCCGUAUUCCGAACCCGAAGGUGUACAUGGCUCGUCAGUCUCAAUGGAAGGGCAGGAGGGGAAAACCGAGGUGUGACCACUGUCGAUUAAAUAACCUCAAGUGCGACCGAGUAUUGCCCACAUGCAACCACUGCUGGGCCGCCGGACGCGAAUGCAAAUAUACGCCGCUGCCUACUCCCGCACAUCGUGGCAUUCCAAGAUGCGACAGAUGCCGCCUGAAGAAUCUCAAGUGCGACCGGAAUCUCCCUGUAUGCAACCACUGCCAAGAAGACAACGAAACGGACUGCAAUUAUACUCCGAAGAAGCGGCACAAGGUUCCUUCGGACCAUGGUCUCGCACGCGACCGUCCCGUAGCACCAUAUGCUUCCAAGACCGCCUCCUUUUUGGUCAACGAGCAUCCUGCUGAAGAGGAAUCCCCGAAGAAUGGCUCGCCCGCAGGGCCCUCCAGCGGACCGAUGUAUGAGGGCGAGAUGCGCACCGAGCCUCUAAUUAGGCAAUAUGUUCCUCCACAUUCACUGCCACCGGGGGCGGUCAUCGACGAAGAAGUGCCGAUGGAGCAGGAUCCUGACGGAUCGUUCCAGCAGUCUGGACCUGACGGGUCUUUCACAUGGCAGGGAAUGAUUGUCACGACACCGCACAUCGAUCCGUGGAUGCACCCCUCUUUCGUGCCGCUGCCAGACGUCGUUCUCCGAGGCCUCCGCGCAGUAAACGCUAUCGAGAUGCCCUCGCGCCACGCGUUCGAGGAGGCGCUCUACAAGUUCUUAGCGGGCCUGUCACAGGAACUGCGGGAGACGGCCACCUUUCCGGCAGAGGUGUACGCCGAGGUCUCCCGAGCAAUAUCGGAAGCGCGGCAACCAUCUUUGUCGCUCAGGCUGCAAAUGUGGACCUCGUGUCACCACGCGCGUUCCGGCUCGUCGAAGCGCCACCUGAUACUGCUCCCGCGGGACGCGUUCUAUAACAUGAACAGGGAGGACGAGGAGAAGCUGCGGCUCAACUACGUCAUGCAAGCCGACGGCGAGGAAAACAGCGAGAGCGCGAAGAAGCUGGCCGAGAACGGCCUGAGCCCGCUCCAGUCCGCGGCGGUCUUCGAGCGUGUGCCUGUGCAGAACCAGAUAUACGAUGUGCUGGUGUACACGCACAGGACUCACGGCUCUUCCUCGACGAUGCUCUUCGAGGCCCGGCGCAUUGGUAUAGCUACAAUUACCUGGCCGAUGGUGGAGCUGUUCAUUCGUCUCUGUCCGUUUUGCAAAUUGCGUUCGAAGGGCACCGGCCGUGGUCCGGCUGCGGACGAGGACUCUCCGUCUGCCUCAUCGUUCCGACCUGCGUCCGCUCCGGUCAAGCGAUAGUCGAGCGCUCAGCGCUCAUCCCUUUGUCGUUCGUUUCAUCCAUGCGCCUUCGUUCACAUCUGUCGCCUAAAACCUCUAUUGCUGUUGCAUAUCGAAUCUUCAAUAAUCCGGGACUUUGGUGUAGCGCAUCCGUGCUGUACCUGCUAUCUAGGGCUUAUGGUUGCUGUACACUUUUGUAAUACUAUAUAGCUUAACGCGCCGAAACACGACCACU
Trametes versicolor FP-101664 SS1 is the source of this 1837-nucleotide messenger RNA. RefSeq lists its product as uncharacterized. Gene Ontology annotation, biological process: regulation of DNA-templated transcription. Lineage: Eukaryota; Fungi; Basidiomycota; Agaricomycetes; Polyporales; Polyporaceae. The record is from RefSeq and is a predicted model, not a curated record. Gene Ontology annotation, molecular function: zinc ion binding; DNA-binding transcription factor activity, RNA polymerase II-specific. The transcript is spliced from 6 exons. The coding region runs from base 211 to 1623 and encodes 470 amino acids.